Messenger RNA from Protopterus annectens (West African lungfish), 3188 nucleotides. RefSeq names its product sushi repeat containing protein X-linked 2 (gene SRPX2). Bases 370 to 1758 code for a protein of 462 amino acids. Lineage: Eukaryota; Metazoa; Chordata; Ceratodontiformes; Protopteridae. The record is from RefSeq and is a predicted model, not a curated record. The transcript has 11 exons.
CAGCCCACACUUCCUGAUGGUUAGUAUUUCAGAGCUGUUAAGUCACUUUUUUGGCAAACACUAUUAUUGGGAAGAGGAGAAGAGACGGCCGUCAUAGCAGAGCCUCUGGCAGGGAACGUGACCACUGAGGGAAGUAAAGUGGACUGUUCUGAAAGGCAAAGGACAAAAAGAGAAGCCCCGUAACAGCAGGUGAGGAUUUACCACACAUGGAUGGAGAUAACCUUCACAAAUGAGUCAUAUAAAUAAAUCAAGAAAAUAAAUUUCUGUCAGGGCAGAAAAUGGAAAAUAUGCAUUCCUCAGAAAACUUCAUGAAAUGGUGAAGACGUGAUUUCUUCUUGUCUUUAGUCCAGUUACCUGCAGCAGGACAACAUGUUAUGGGUAUACAUCUGUUUACAUUUGCUGUUCUUUGUGACUUUGGCUCUUGGUACGAAUUAUGAAGGUUCUGGUUACCCUCCUGCACCAAAUUACGACAAUGAAGUUCAGUCAGUUACCUCCCAGCGAACAUCCACUCUUCAUCGUCUGACAACUAGGUGGUGUUAUGAAUUAAAUAUUGCAAAUGGAGAGACAAUCUGCUAUUCUGCUAGAGGUGGCAAUUAUCCGAGUGCAAUGGGAACACGCUGUGAGAUCUCAUGUGACCGAGGCUAUCGUUUAAUUGGGCAGAGACAUGUACAGUGUAUGGCUAACCGUCACUGGUCAGGAACAGGCUUCUGCCAUGAGAUUCGGUGCCACACAUUACAGCCAGUGAUGCAUGCAUCGUACCAGUGCUCAAAUGGUGUGCGACUCGAUUCCCGCUGUGACUAUACUUGUUCUCCAGGAUACAUAAUUGAAGGACAUCGUAGUCGGGUUUGCAUGGAGGAUGGAAAGUGGAGUGGAAAAGAAUCGAUCUGUGUAGAUAUGGAGCCUCCAAAGAUAAAAUGUCCUCCUUCUCGACAGAAGUUUGCAGAGACUGAUAAAUUAACAGCCCGUGUUUAUUGGGACAAGCCCAUAGUAAGAGAUACUGCAGAUGGAAUAAUUAGAAAUGCAAUCCUAAAAGGCCCUGAACCAGGCUCUGAACUUCCAGAGGGUGAACAUAUUAUUCGGUACAUCGCUUAUGAUGCAGCACGAAAUAAAGCUUUCUGCAAGUUUAUUGUCAAGGUCCAAGUAAGGCGCUGCCAAGAACUUAAGGCUCCUCCCAACGGCCAUAUCUCUUGUACUUCAGGAGGAAAUAACUAUGGGGCCACCUGCACCUACUCAUGUGAAGGGGGCUACGAACUGAGAGGCAGCCCCACACGAGUAUGCCUGUUCAAUCGUGCCUGGGCAGAAACACAACCCAUCUGCAAACCUAUGGAAAUUAAAGUCGAUGUAACUUCAGUUGGCGCUUUUAUGGAUCAGUUUUAUGAAAAGCGGCAUCUACUUAUCUUAUCAACUCCUGAUGCUUCAGAUCGGAAUUACAAACUUCAGGUGCCUAUGCUGCAGGAAGCCAAUUGUGGAUUAGACAAGAGGCAUGUUACAGUUGUUGAACUUAUUGGAGAACCACCUCGAGAUGUAGGCCGUAUCAAACACCAACAUCUUUCUACAGAACUGGUUGAACAGAUCAGGCAAGCAUUCAGGCUGUCCCGUUCACGUUUCAGUAUAAUUCUAGUAGACAAGCUGGGUCUUGACCGAGAACGUUACAUCUAUCCUGUCACGCCUGAGGAACUUUUCACUUACAUUGACAACUAUAUGCUGGAAGGACAGGAUAGCCAACUAAAUUCUCCAGACAGUAACGCAUGUGAGUGAAGAAAUGUUAGUCAACAUGAAGUGGAUUUGAUAGCUACAGAACAAAAAAUACCCAAUCGACAUGAAAUUGGAUUACCAUUGGUGGAUAAAGAAUAACAUAAUUGCAUCGAAUGAAAGUACAACUGAGUUGCUGAAUAAAGGACAAUAAACUUAAUUUAAUUUUUUUUUAAGUGAAGUGAAGUUAUAUGCAAAGAAUAAAGCUCUAAUUUACAUUUAAUAAAAGUAGACUAUAGCUGAGUAACACAGGUAAUAGUUUAAAUAACAUUUAGUUAAGGAGCUGAAUCGGAGUAUAAAAACAUCUAAUUUACAUUUAAAUCUAUAUACUUGAAUGAACUGUAUAUUUACUCAGAAUAUGGCAUUACAUCCUCAUUUAAGGUCCCUUUUAUUUCUAGCUCCUGAGGGCAGACAUUGCAAUCUCUUCCAAAGGCUGGGCUCAGUAACAAAGCUUCCGAAUACAGUGGGCCCCAAAGCUGAUGUUGACAUUACAGUGAGGACCAGAGUAAGGAGUCAGUUUCUGUCAGGGAAUGCCAUACACUUUGAUACUUAACCAUUAGUUUGUAUAUGACCAUCCUCUGUUUUCUUUGUACUGCCACGAUUUGCCAGGCUCAGAGAAAAAAUUUAAGAUGCAACAUUGCAGUCCAAAGAAAGGAUGGCAUGAAAGAGAGUAACAGACACUCUUUAUGGGGUGGCGUUUUGACAGAGCAUUGCAUCCCGUGUGUUUCUUUAGCCAGCGCAGGUAGUGUGUCCACUGAGUACAGUGAUUCCUUAUUUUAUUUAUUACAAAGAUGCAUUUGUGCAUAUAUGUGCAAUGUGUGAAUAAACCCAGUAUGCCAAAUAUAUAAACACAAUAAUUAAAUCCACCCGUUUUAUGCAUAAAUGUUAAACAAAACUAAAUAAACAUCCACUUUAUUUAGAGAAAGAGCACUGGGAGAGUUAAUGCAAGGGGGGCAUAAAAGGAGAAAGGGAAUUCACAUAAAAUAACACAUAAGGAAAAUAAAAGAAAUAGGACUACAACCAAUAAUUAAUAUUCAAUAGGAUGUCAAAUAUGAGUGAUUAAUUCACUGCUACAGAAUUAACAUAAAUGUACUUCCACAUCUUUCAGUCCUUUUGUCUUGUAAAUGCAAAAAUCAGUAAUGGAAUCUCAUCAAAUCCUUCCUGGGAACAAGAGUGAUCAUUCAUUUUUAUAGUUCUGAAAUACUAAUCUUCAUGGAUGCCAUAAAAAUUCCAUCCCUUCCUUUUUAGAAAAAUAUUUGUAAUUAUCAAUAUAAACCCAUUACAAUGUGAGAAAUAAGAUGUACAUUCAUUUCUACACUUUUUCAAUACACUGUUUUGACUUAGUCAGUUUUAACAAUACUUGUGGCAAUAGCACCACACUAGCUGUGUUUUUUAAAUCUGCUUCAAUACACCCACAAUGUCAACAUUUACAUGAA